AAGGCACUUGGCAAAAUCUUUCUCUCUAACCUGGGAAUGAACAGUACUGCUGCCAUUUGACAGAUGAAGUCAGCUGAGGCACAAAGAGGGUUUUCCACUUCAGCACAAUGAUACUGCCAAAAAAAGUGAGGCCACUGCUGUUCCUGGUUUCCCAGAUGGCCAUCUUAGCUCUAUUCGUCCAUUUGUACAGCCACGACUUCAACUCCAUGUCCAAGAAGGAGGAGCCGGAGGCCAAGCCCACGCACGUGCUCCUGCUGUCUUCCUGGCGCUCUGGCUCUUCCUUUGUGGGCCAGCUUUUUGGGCAGCACCCGGAUGUCUUCUACCUGAUGGAGCCCGCCUGGCACGUCUGGAUGAGCUUCACACAAAGCACGGCCUGGAGGUUGCAUAUGGCGGUGCGGGAUCUGAUACGUGCCGUCUUUCUGUGUGACAUGAGUGUCUUUGAUGCUUACAUGAGACCUGGUCCCCGACUACAGUCCAGCCUCUUUCUGUGGGAAAGCAGCCGGGCCCUGUGUACCCCACCUGCCUGCAACAUCUCGUGGGAUAAGAGCAUAAGCAUAUCCCAUGAUCACUGCAAGCUUCUGUGCAAUCAACAGCCCUUUGAGGUGGUGGAGAAGGCCUGCCGCUCCUACAGCCACGUGGUGCUCAAGGAGGUGCGCUUCUUUAACCUGCAGGCGCUCUACCCACUGCUGAGAGACCCUUCCCUCAAUCUGCGCAUCGUGCACCUGGUCCGGGACCCCCGGGCAGUGUUCCGGUCCCGAGAACACACCGCAGGGGACCUCAUGAUCGAUAGCCGCAUAGUGCUGGGGCAGGAUUGGGAGAAACUCAAGACGGAGGACCGACCCUACCGUGUAAUGCAGGUCAUCUGCAAAAGCCAGCUGGAGAUCUACAAGGCUGUGCAGUCCUUGCCUGAAGCCCUGAAGCAGCGCUACCUGCUCGUGCGCUACGAGGACCUGGCCCGGGACCCCCUGGCCCAGACUGCCCGAAUGUAUGAAUACGCAGGGUUGAAAUUCUUGCCCCAGCUCCAGACCUGGGUGUACAACAUCACUCGAGGCCGGGGCCUGGGUAACAAUGCCUUCCGUACAAAUGCCAGGAAUGCCGUCAACGUCUCUCAGGCCUGGCGCUGGUCCUUGCCUUAUGGCAAAGUUUACCGACUUCAGAAAGUCUGCAGGGAUACCAUGAAUUUGCUGGGCUACCGCCUUGUCAGAUCUGAGCAAGAGCAGAGAAACCUGUCACUGGACCUUCUGUCUACCUGGACCCCCUCCAAGCGAGUCUACCAAGAAGGUUGAGGAGGCUCCGUUCCCACCUGGCACCAGCCUCGGCCACGUUAACUGAAGGCUGCUUCUGAGCUUUGAUUAUGUCUCUGUCGGUGUACAUGUGAGCAUGAGUAGUGUCCACACGUGCUCAAGCCGAGAAAUUUUUGUGUCUCUACUUACACCUAGAACAGAGAUUCAGAAACCUGACGUGAGUGGCACGUUCCACCACUGAGAGCCACUUCUUGGCCUUCCUAUCUGUGUACACCUUGGAGACUCUGUGGCCUGGGGUCCUGUUUGGCACCACAUGGUAUCAAUGGAGUAAAUCCAUAAACUUCUCUGUCCACAUCUUGCCCAGUGGGAAAGGGGAGAGACACAGGAAAAACCCAGGAGAUGGGUCUUCCACCAGAGAGCUCACCAACACGUUCCACAGGGAUAUGAACUCUGAGCCCUCGGAGCUCCCGGUGGAUUCAAAAGGGGAACGGGGAGCAGGGGUGGGUGCUUACCCAUGAGUUUGGCCAUCACAGCUAUCAGUU
Molecule: messenger RNA, 1786 nt
Organism: Equus quagga
Lineage: Eukaryota; Metazoa; Chordata; Mammalia; Perissodactyla; Equidae
Gene: CHST4
Product: carbohydrate sulfotransferase 4
Exons: 2
Coding region: 108-1286 (392 amino acids)
Biological process (GO): carbohydrate metabolic process; protein sulfation; N-acetylglucosamine metabolic process
Cellular component (GO): Golgi membrane
Molecular function (GO): N-acetylglucosamine 6-O-sulfotransferase activity
Source: RefSeq, a predicted model, not a curated record